Molecule: messenger RNA, 3095 nt
Organism: Oreochromis niloticus (Nile tilapia)
Lineage: Eukaryota; Metazoa; Chordata; Actinopteri; Cichliformes; Cichlidae
Gene: rab3c
Product: RAB3C, member RAS oncogene family
Exons: 5
Coding region: 254-910 (218 amino acids)
Molecular function (GO): GTPase activity; GTP binding
Source: RefSeq, a predicted model, not a curated record
CUCGCGGGUGGAGGGGAGGGGGAGAGGCGGGCGCGUGCCAGAUCGGAGGGGACAGCUCCCAGGUGCUGAAAUUGUUCGGAGCUCCACAGAGAGAAAGCGAGAGGCAGAGGGGGGAAGAAAACCAGCGCCCGCAUUAGAUUCAGAUAUAUACAUAUAUAAAUAUAGAUUUAAAAGAAAACGUAUUCUGCUAAAAUAAAAAAUAAAACAAAAAAACAGGGCCAGAUACAGAUAGAACCGAGGCCUCCAAAAACAGAUGGCUACCACUCAGGAUGCGAAAGGAAAGGGAGAGGGAGGGGAAAAUUUUGACUAUAUGUUUAAGCUGCUGAUUAUUGGUAACAGCAGCGUGGGCAAAACGUCUUUCCUGUUCCGCUACGCCGACGAUGCCUUCACCUCAGCUUUCGUCAGCACCGUGGGCAUCGACUUCAAAGUGAAGACUGUGUACAAGAAUGACAAGAGGAUCAAACUGCAGAUCUGGGACACAGCAGGCCAAGAGCGCUACAGGACCAUCACCACUGCCUAUUACCGUGGGGCCAUGGGCUUCAUCCUCAUGUACGACAUCACCAAUGAGGAGUCCUUUGGUGCUGUGCAGGACUGGUCAACCCAGAUAAAAACCUACUCGUGGGAUAACGCGCAGGUGGUGCUGGCUGGGAAUAAGUGUGAUAUGGAAGAAGAGAGAGUGGUCUCGGUGGAUAAUGGCAGACUGCUGGCGGAGCAGUUGGGUUUCGAGUUUUUUGAGACAAGCGCCAAGGACAACAUCAACGUGAAGCAGACCUUUGAGCGUCUCGUCGACCUAAUUUGCGACAAGAUGUCUGAGAGUUUGGACGCUGAUCCGGCUGUCACCACGGGAGCGCCCACUGCCAAACUCACAGACAGCGCUCCACCCCUCCAGCAGCCCGGCUGCAAUUGUUAGUGAGCCACGUCAGGGAGCAGAAGGAGAGCAGCACAGGUCCUGUAAGGUGGUAAAAAAUUGUUCUCCCUCAGCGUUAUCACUCCUGCUAUAGUGCUGCUUUCCCCUGGACUACACUUCAAACCCCGUUUAGUAGUAGAAUUACAAAAAGCUGUCCUAUUAUCUCUUAACUUUAUCACCUUAUAUCAAGAGCAAAUAACCAGGAAAACAAGCGUGGCUGUUGUAAGAUGCAUAACAUUACAGUAUAACUUGAAUACACAGACACCAUAUUCUCAUUCUUUGGCUAGUUAGUGUGGUUACAAACCAAGUAUGUUUGAUAGGCUGCAAAUAGUUCACACUGUACACUUAAUCCUUAAGACCUUUAAAACCUAUAAUAAUAAUGAUGAUAAUAAUAAUACCUUGAAGGAUAGUCAGUGAGUGCUUUAAUAAGCUUUUUAUUUUUUAUGUUUUUGUACAGUAUGUUUUUUCCUUUUAUAGGUUCCUGAAGCUGCCAAAUCUAUGAUUUAGUGCACUAUAGGAUGUAGCGGCUUUCUUUUGUGUAACGUGUGUGCGUAUGGCUGUUGUGUGACUGCACGCUAAGUGACUGCGGGUUUGCGUGAAUGCGAGUAUCAUGUCCGACUGCAACUUCGCCAACUUAAAAUCAUCUACCUUGGAAAAAAGUGGCCUUUUAGCAUCUCCAAUACGGCCUCUGUAAGUCCCUCUGUCCUGCUUUACUGUUGGAGUGAAUUGAGUAUGUGUAACGUUGACGUGAGUACUGUUCCACCCUCCGCUGUCUGUAGAUGUGAUUCCUCUAAGUAUAUCUAAUAAGUAUAUCUUAAGCAACCAUUUCCUUGUGCUUAGCCUCCGAGACACCCUUUUAUAGUUCGAUCCAAUGAGCAUGCUGCCAAAAACUCAAUAAUGUGUGCUGUUUUAUUUUAAGAUAGGCCUUACCCGAACCUAACCAUCCCCUGCUCCGUAUGAAAACAAUAAUUUAGCAUUCCAUUAAAGGAAAAAUCUCUUACUGUCAAAGCACAGCUCAGUGUGUGUGAUACACAACAAAUGAUCAGCUCUGUCAUGGAAUAAACAGCCAUAUAUUAAAAUAUGUUUAAGUUUUGACUCAGCAUGCUUAAAUUCCAUGUUUGUAUGAUAAAAUGAAGUCCUCCAUCCUACCCCACCCCCUGAAAAAAUUGACAACAAUGUAAAAAGGGAAACUUCUCAUAGCGGGCAUAUACCGUACUCUAGUGUCUUAAUGUUAAUUCCAUGUAAUAGAAACGUCGUAGGUUGUUUGAAAAGCCAGAAAAGUUUCAGUUCUGCUAGUCUUAGAAGAAAAAAAAUUGUGCCAAAACAUUACAGUUCUUUUCACAUCGUCGGUUGUUUGUCACAUAGUUGAAUAAAAGCUCUAAACAAUUGCAUGAAGUCAGUCCUGAUAUACCUGUGUAGAUUUAUAUGAUAAGAUACUGUAUAUAUCACGCUGUGUUACAGAUUUAGGAGCAUUGUCAUGGCGUUCGCCGUGAGAUGCAAUGGGCCAAUAAGUGCAAUAUUUUAUGAAAUAUACCCUGUACAUAGUUUCUCCCGUCCUCGAGUACAAUGACCCUAGCUGCCGUAUGUGAGUGACAGUAGGUCAGAAUAACUCGUAAAACCCGAGGAUGUGCUUCAUUCAGUAACUGCGGCCACUGAAUGUGUGACUGUAAGUGUGUAUGUGUGCGUGUACCUGCCAUAUUGAAGAGACAAAUUACGUAAUAUAGUGUACUGUUUGUGUAUACCUUUUGUACAAAUGUAUUCACAUACUAUAUGCUGUUCCUGCUAACUGUUGGUUGUUGACCGAACUUGUAUUAUCAUGUCAAAAUGCAGUGUUGUUGUGACAGAUAGUCAGGGAGAAAACUUAGUCCAUGACAUAUGCCAUACUGUUUUACUAAUGCCAAGAAUAGGAAAACACAUGAACUAGUUCAAAGCGCCUGUGUGUACACAUCUGUGUAUGUGUGUGACAUUAUGAUUUGAUGCCAGUAGCCAUGAAAUAAAUUACUGUAAUGAUCGCAUUCAUUUCAUAGAGGGAUGGUUAGCCUCAGCCCAACAGUCACUCUAGUAAAAAUGUCAUUUUAAAACACUAUGUCUUUACAUAUAACUGAAUAUAUUUAUUUGUUGGAGUGCAAGCAAACUAAGAAGUAUGUUUUUGAGAUUAUAGGAAAUAAAUCCAAUUCUAUCUGCGGGC